CGAAUGCUAAGAAGAAUUUCACGUGUUGCUUUUAUAUUGUUUAUGUCUCAUAAACCUCCAUAAUGAGUGCAACAAAAGACAAAAAAGUUGUAAUAAACAAACGAUUAAAAGGCUUAAGCCGAGAGGCUCUCGAAAAACUGACCCAAACCGAGCUGAUCGAUAAGGUUGUCCAACUGGAGGCCUAUAACUUUCAGUUGCGGAAUCUACUGCAGAAAAAGUUAAGCGAGCAUGAUAAACAUGAUAAGGAAUACUCUGGAUUAUUUGGCGGAGAAGCGGAUGGCAAAGUUAGCCAGGUGGCCAAGACAUCCAACAAAGUGCAGAAGAUACGUAUGUUCGAUUGGAGCAGUGCACACAAGCGUCAUGUCUUGCUAAAGAUUACCUACUUUGGUUGGGACUAUCAAGGAUUUGCCUGCCAGGAGGAUUCCAAUGAUACCAUCGAAUCCAACUUGUUCCGCGCACUGACUCGUACCUGCCUCAUCGAAUCUCGCGCCACUUCCAAUUAUCACCGCUGUGGACGCACAGACAAGGAGGUGAGCGCCUUCUGCCAGGUCAUCUCCAUAGAUCUGCGCAGCAAGCAUCCACCCGAAUCUCAGCUGGAUCCCACAUCGCUUUCCUCCGAGAUCGACUACUGUGGACUCCUGAAUCGAGUGCUGCCCAAGAACAUUCAGUGCGUGGCUUGGAUGCCACUGCGCAGUACGGUUUAUAACGCUCGAUUUGAUUGCGUUUCUCGCAGCUAUCGUUACUACUUUCCUAAGGGUGACCUGGACAUUGCUGCCAUGCGUAAAGCCUGUGAUCUCCUAGUGCGUCACGCCGACUUUCGCAAUUUCUGCAAAAUGGACGUGCACAACGGAGUAACCAACUACAUGAGAAACUUGCAAUCAGCCAGGGUGGAAGCUUGUUAUGAAAAUCAUACAAAUUCCGGCUACGACAUGUACUACCUGGAGAUUCAAGCAAAUGCCUUCCUCUGGCACCAAAUCCGUUGCAUUAUGGCGGUGCUUUUACUUGUGGGCCAAAAAAAGGAAAAACCGGCCGUAAUAAGUGACCUGCUUGAUGUGGAGUCUAAUCCCUGCAAGCCUCAGUACACCCCCGCCAUUGGCUUACCUUUAAAUCUGUUUCGUUGCGAUUUUCGAGACCAUACAACAAGAAGUGUAAACCAUUCAGGCAGCGGUGAUGCAAAUGAAGAGGCCAUGGAUACAGUCGCCGACGAAUCAGAUGACUUAAAUGCUCCCGAGCACGUGGAGCGUGAUCUUACGGCGUGGAUUUACAAUGAGGAAAAUCUACAAAAGCUUAUCGAAAACACCCAGUGUGAGUGGACGCAAUUUAGCGUUAAGAGCACCAUGAUACGCAAUGUGCUGCAACAACUGGAAUCCUUAUUUGAAGAGAACUUUAAGCCAAAAGAGAAGGUACUGGCUCAGGUAACGCUGUUGCAGGAUUCCGUCAAUCCACGUCAAUAUCAGCCUCUUUUAGAACGCAAACGAUGUGAGAGCUUGGAGAACCGGAUUGAGCAUUUUGUAAAAAAGCAACGACUGAUUGUGAAGAAUGAAACGGAAACAGAGUGAUUUAUUUUAAUAUAAUGUUAUUGAAACAAAACGUAUAUUGCUUUUCAGGUAAAUAUAUUAAGGUUGUAUGUAAAUAGAA
Messenger RNA from Drosophila mauritiana, 1638 nucleotides. Its product is annotated as tRNA pseudouridine(38/39) synthase. The transcript is spliced from 5 exons. The record is from RefSeq and is a predicted model, not a curated record. The coding region runs from base 63 to 1559 and encodes 498 amino acids. Gene Ontology annotation, cellular component: nucleus; cytoplasm. NCBI's taxonomy places the organism in Eukaryota, Metazoa, Arthropoda, Insecta, Diptera, Drosophilidae. Gene Ontology annotation, molecular function: RNA binding; pseudouridine synthase activity. Gene Ontology annotation, biological process: mRNA pseudouridine synthesis; tRNA pseudouridine synthesis.